Molecule: messenger RNA, 198 nt
Organism: Penicillium odoratum
Lineage: Eukaryota; Fungi; Ascomycota; Eurotiomycetes; Eurotiales; Aspergillaceae
Exons: 2
Coding region: 1-198 (65 amino acids)
Molecular function (GO): heme binding; iron ion binding; monooxygenase activity
Source: RefSeq, a predicted model, not a curated record
AUGGUGUCCUUGAGUCGGUAUCUUAGGCAUUAUAACCUCGACUACUUUCCAGCGCCCGAGUCCUUCAAGCCGGAAAGAUGGCUAGGUAAGGAUGACAAAGAGUUGGAGAAAUGGAAUUUCUCGUUCAGCAAGGGAAUACGUCGAUGUCUUGGACUCCCAGAUGUCCUUAUGCUUUUCCUACUUCUUUUCACGGUUUGA